Molecule: messenger RNA, 621 nt
Organism: Debaryomyces tyrocola
Lineage: Eukaryota; Fungi; Ascomycota; Pichiomycetes; Serinales; Debaryomycetaceae
Source: the annotation of a GenBank genome assembly
AUGAUGGCAUCUCGUUUCUUCGUCCGUUCUAUGGCCUCAGCCGCCAAGUCAGUCAAGCCACCUGUUCAAUUGUUCGGUGUUGACGGUACUUACGCUAAUGCAUUAUACUCGGCAUCCGUCCAAGAUUCAUCAGUUGAAAAAACGUACCAAUUUUUAGGUACAAUCAACGAAUUAGUUGAGAAUGAUGCUCAAGUCAAGGACUUUUUACAUAACCCAGCUUUAACCAAGGAUGAUAGAUCCGCCGUGAUUAAAGCACUUUCAUCCGGAUUGAAAUUAGACAAGACCACUUCCAACUUCUUGAAUGUUUUAGCCGAAUACAACAGAUUAUCUCACUUCCAAAAUGUCUACAAGGAAUUUGCCAAGUUGAACGAUGCCCACCAAGGACUCGUUGAAGCCAAGGUUACAUCCGUCAAGCCAUUAGACUCCAAGAUCUUGAAGAGAUUACAGGCUUCCAUUGGUAAGUCAUCAUUUGUUGGGGAAGGUAAGACCUUAAAAUUGACUAACGACGUCAACCCAGAUAUUGUUGGUGGUUUGGUUGUUGAAGUUGGUGACAGAACUGUUGACUUGUCCGUCUCAGCUAAGAUUGCUAAGUUGAACAACACCUUAGGUGAAGCUUUAUAA